Uloborus diversus is the source of this 695-nucleotide messenger RNA. RefSeq names its product dnaJ homolog subfamily C member 17-like. Gene Ontology annotation, cellular component: spliceosomal complex. NCBI's taxonomy places the organism in Eukaryota, Metazoa, Arthropoda, Arachnida, Araneae, Uloboridae. Gene Ontology annotation, biological process: spliceosomal complex disassembly. The transcript has 8 exons. The record is from RefSeq and is a predicted model, not a curated record. The coding region runs from base 96 to 695 and encodes 199 amino acids.
UUGAUCAAAUGACAUUAAUGUAACAAAUUCAACGUAAAACAUUUACAAAAAAUUUAAUGAACAACCUAUGAAAUUCAUUUCUAUCUUUUUAUAAAAUGGACGACCUGAUGAAAAGUGAUUUAUAUGAACUCUUAAACAUCAGUAUUACCGCUGAAGAAAAAGAGAUUAAAAAAGCUUAUAGGAAGAAAGCUUUAACAUGCCAUCCGGACAAGAAUCCUGACAAUCCUAAAGCAGCUGAACUUUUCCAGCAGCUUUCAAAGGCUUUAGAAAUACUUUUGGAUAGCUCUGCAAGAGCUGCAUAUGAUAAAGUUCUGAAUGCUAGAAAAGCUUCACAAAUAAGGAACAAAGAAUUAGAUAGUAAACGAAGAAAACUAAAAGAAGAUUUAGAAGCAAGGGAGAAAAAUGCUGAAAAUUAUAAGGAAGUUGAUCCUGCAGUAAAGCUGAGAGAAGAAAUUGAAAGAUUGAGGAAGGAAGGCUCAAAGCUACUGGAACAAGAAAAAGAAUUAUUGAGACAAGAAAUUGAAAGAGAGAGAUUUGGCACACAACUGCAAGAAAAUGUUGCUGCACAACAACGAGAAAAUGCUGUUUUGCCUAGGUUAAAGUAUUCAAUAAUAUUAAUAGCACUUUAUAAAGAAAAUGUAAACAAAGAAGUUUUACUCAAAAUCCUUACUUUUAGAUGUGUAAAUAUUAUAUGA